CAAUCCCCGUUCUGGGACCACAGAGCUUAGAGAACGAGAAAGGUCCACACAGGUAGUUUGUCCACCAAUGGGCAGUAGUAACAUAUAGCUCUUUAUCAACAUCCAGCCACCCGCACCUUUCAACCGCAUCUGGAGCCAGUCAUCCGUCUGUGAAAGGCGACCAUCUUCCAUCUUUGAGCGGUUUUUCCACCUGAGGUCGGAGAAAAUGGCAGCAAUUCCAUCAAGUGGCUCUCUCGUUGCCACCCACGACUACUAUAGAAGACGACUCGGGUCCAACUCCAGCAGCAGCUCCUGCGGCAGUUCCGAGUACACCGGGGAGGUUAUUCCACACCAUCCAGCACUUCCACGGCAAGACUCAGGCCACUGGUGGACUUCCUUUUUCUUUGCAAAACAGAACCAGGCAAACGGAUCAGACAACCUGAAGACCGGAUCCUACACCGUGACCAACGGUCAGGUGUCCUGCAUCGCCAAGGAAAUGGUUUUGAAAAGACAGUUGAGCGAAAGCAGUGAAAGCGGAAAGGUCGAACCAACAACUCCACCACCAGUGUCCUCCUAGACCCGGCUCCAUCACCCCCACCCCCCACCUUCAGCUUGCCAUUCAUCACAUAGUCCAGCAGUGGAGAUGAAGAUGACGAUGGCGAUGAUGACGGUGUUUUGUUACUUUUAGUAAAUAGUGUGCAUGUCCUUUUUGUUUUGUGUAAUUAUCUGUAUAUUGUGACCAAAAGUUUAAAAAAUGUCAAAGUAUUUUUUCAUGAACUUCUACUUUAAGUAAUAAUAAAUAGUGUUUAGUCACC
Oryzias melastigma (Indian medaka) is the source of this 794-nucleotide messenger RNA. RefSeq names its product pancreatic progenitor cell differentiation and proliferation factor a (gene ppdpfa). The record is from RefSeq and is a predicted model, not a curated record. The transcript has 5 exons. Gene Ontology annotation, biological process: cell differentiation; multicellular organism development. NCBI's taxonomy places the organism in Eukaryota, Metazoa, Chordata, Actinopteri, Beloniformes, Adrianichthyidae. The coding region runs from base 206 to 556 and encodes 116 amino acids.